AUGCCAGAGUCAGGAGACGAAAAUGAAGCUCGUCAGUCAAAAAAGAAAGUUUCUUUUCCAAAAUAUGAAGAACUUGACGAAGCUCAACCGCCGAUAUCUUAUAUUGAAGCACUUGCGAAUUUAUUUAAGGGAAAUGUAGGAACAGGUUGCUUUGCAAUGGCUGAUGCCAUCAGACAUGCUGGAAUAAUCCUAGGUCCAACAUUCUUGACGAUUAUUGCAAUAAUUUGUAUUCAAUGCAUGAAAAUGCUUGUCAAUGGAGCUGAAUACAUAAUGAAAGCGAAUGAACUAAGUUCACGACCAGCGUAUGCUGAAGUUGUUGAGCUUUGCUUCCUAGGCAAUAAAUCUGAAAAUGUUCAAUUGAAGAAAUAUUCAGCAGUAGCUAAAAAAAUCUGCAAUAUUGCAAUUUGCAUCACACAGCUUGGAUUUUGUUGUGUCUACUUACUGUUCGUUUCAAGUAGUAUAAAGUUGAUACUUGAUCAUUAUGACGUACAUAUGAAGCUAUCAAUUGUCAUGACGAUUGUUUUAAUACCGCUAUGGAUGUCUAUUAUGGUGAGGAAGUUGAAAAGAAUUGGACUUGCCAAUAUUUUCAUGAUUUUGGGAGUUAUUUCAGCCGUUGGAUAUUCCUUGAUUGACUUGCCACAUUUUAGUGAUCGAAAGUAUGUGAGCAUUGAAAGCUUGCCUUUAUUCUUCGGAACAGCAAUGUUUGCAUUUGAAGGAAUCGCUUUAGUUCUUCCCCUUCAAAAUGCAAUGAAGGAACCAAAGAAAUUCGUUGGACUUCUUGGUGUCAUGAAUGUUGGAAUGGUAUUAGUCUCAAUAAUUUAUGUCAUGAUCGGUUUCUUUGGGUAUUGGAAAUUUGGUGAGGAAACAGCAGCAUCCUUGACACUUAAUCUUCCAGUGGAUCAGAUACUGGCUCAAGUUAUAAUAGUUAUGGUCGCAACUGGUGUACUUUUUGGAUAUCCAAUUCAGUUUUAUGUAGCCAUCCAAAUUAUGUUCUCGCCAAUAACAAAAAAAUUGGAAUUAGCAAAGAAAAGUCCGAUUACUGCAGAGUUAAUCUUCAGAUCACUUAUGUGUUUUGUGACGUUUGCAGUCGCACAAUUGAUUCCAAACUUGAGUAUCUUACUGAGUUUGAUUGGUGCUGUUUUCUGUAGCAUUUUGGUGUUUAUAUUUCCAUCUAUAAUCGAGUUGACAACGAGAAAAGCACAAUAUAACCGUAUUGGAUUACCUUACUGGAUUAAAAACAUGUUUAUCAUAUUACUGGCAACUCUUGGUAUAAUUAUUGGUGGUGGACAAGCUAUUUAUGAAAUUUAUCUAGGAUUUUUCACAGACUCAAACUAA
This is a messenger RNA of Chironomus riparius, 1335 nucleotides long. Lineage: Eukaryota; Metazoa; Arthropoda; Insecta; Diptera; Chironomidae. The record is from the annotation of a GenBank genome assembly.